ACGCUGUGAAAUAAAUCCUUUCUUUGUGUUUUUGUUAACGGCAUUAGCAGAAUUAGUUUCUACAACCAAGUGCCAUAGUUUGCUAAAAAUCAUUGUUUUCUGAUGAAGUUCAUAAAAGCAUAAAGUUCUUCGUGUGGCAAAUAAUACAAGAUGACUACGGAAAAGGAUAAACAUGUUUCUGUGACGCACUUCAUUAAUCCGCAACUAUUUUGGUUUCACGAGAUUUGUGUGCCAAAUCCGGCUUAUCACGAAAUUAAAGAGCUGGAAGAGCAGCUUGAACAAUAUUAUAAAACACAUCAACCAUGGACGCAAGCGAUACGUAAGCCUACAGUUGAUAUGCUGGUGGCUGUAAAAUUCCUAUCCUGGCACAAAAUGAUAAGAGCACGUGUUGCACAUAUUGCGAAUUUCAGUAAAAAUACGCAAGGUGGUGAAUAUAUUAUGUGGGCCAUUGAUUAUGGAUUUCCAUUUCAAACAAAAUCUGAACAAAUAUUUCGUUUGCCUGAUAAGUUAUCAUGUCCAGUGGCGCAUAUACAACGUGGUGGUUUGGCAUACUUAACACCAGCCGAAACGGACUUUGAUUUUCGUAUGAGUAGCGCCGUGACAAAUGCCAAAGAGAAUUGGUGUCAACGUGCAUGUGAAUUGGUGGACAAAUUAUUGAACGAAUCAGAAUCGGUUGUAUUUGUUGAGAAGUUUCAGCACGACGCACAUUUUUGGGGCGAUCUAAUAGUGACCACGCAUUUGGGCUAUAAAUGUAAUGUGCGUGAUUAUUUAAUUAGUAUAAGUCUGGCUUUAGAUGCCGGUCCGAGUUUUCGUGAAACAUGUGCAAAUUUGAAAGCCACCAAAAUUUUGCCAUGGAUGACAAAUAGUGGUAACAGUAAAUUUAGUGCAAAUAAAGGAUUUUUGUGCGAAGGUAUCGGACGCGAUGGUAAAAAGCUGCAACAAUCAAUUAACACUGAAUUGGAUGAUUAUGCAAAGAAAAAAGUAGAAGAUUGGUGUGCAAGAAAUGAGAUAGCUAAUCUUCAAGAAGCCGCAGAUUUCGAAGAGGACAUAUUGCUGGACAGCGUCAAAUUCGACGAUUCAGUAUCGAACAAAGAUUUUGAAGUACGCACUCUAAACAGUGUUGAGACUGUGGAAAUCACUAAAGAAAACGCUGUUGAAUGCGAAAAACUACUGAGUGACGACGAAUCUGCCAAUUCCAUACAUAAUUGUGAAAUAACUGAACAGAAACUCGGCAAGGCUGGUACAUUGACAAAAUCACUAGAGCUAAAGUAUAGUAAACAACAAUUGCCGCCAGAACCGAAAAGUAUUGAUUUUGAUGUAUCCGUUGAUUCCGAAAAGGAAUCUUUGAAAGAAAAUGUGCCGCAUGGAAAAGAAAAGCUGCUCAGUGGUGUGGAAUCGUUAGCUUCCACGAGAAGCGCAGUUUCGAGGAAACAAAAGUUGCUCGAAAAACGUAAACAGAUAAGCAACAAACAAACUGAUGAAUCUAUUAUAACCGACAAGCUGCAAGAGUUAUCACUAAAACCUGAAAUUAACAAGAAGAAUAAUAACCUUAUAGAACUAACGUCCAACGCAAGCACUACGGUGGAGUCUGAUAUUGAAAAGCCUAUGCGCAAAACUAUUACUGAGAGUAGCGAAACCAGCGUGGUUUCAACAAAUGUAACCAGUACUCGCGCAAAACGCCAUCUACUCAAUCGCCAACGCGCAUCGAUGAAGCAGGAAGAAACCACCACUGACAGCACAUCUACCAAUGAACUUACACCACAACCAACAACCGCCUCCUCCAAACGUAUGGAAUACUUACGAAAGCAACGUUUAGAGAAGCUUAAACCGGAAAAGCAUGAAGAACCCAAACAAGAGGGUGCUGCAGAAGAACCCAUUGGCAAAACUCAAGACGAAGCACAAUCGAGUGAGGUGGUUGAAAAGAGCGCAGCGCCGAUUGCUCCCGCUAAGUCCAGCGCGCAUUUUGGUCGUUUGUUAAACUUGCGCAAAAAGGUUAAGGAUGUAAAGCCAGAGUCAUAUUUCGAAUUAACGCAACCCCGUUUACGACCUGCUACUGAGGCUUUAAAACAAAGCACCACUUUCCAUGGUUUACGCAUGAUACCGGCCGGUUUUGAUAUAACCAAUUUAAAUCAUUAUAAAGACGAGAAAAACCAUUGGCAUCGCAAGGCAACUACGCGCUUUGAUCAUGUGCCACACGACCUAGAUGUGGCAGCAAUGGAAAAGAAAGAGACGCAACAACACAAGAAUGCUGAUAGUGCUGGAGCCAAAGCAGUUGAAACUGCAGCAAAGCAUGCUAAUAUAUUAGAUACCACAGUGCCAGAGUUAAGCGAAGACCCCAUUGAUUUUAGCAUAAUUUCGGAGGCCAAAAGCAAGGAGUCUACUACGCCGGAGGAGCUGUCAGCCUACAGCAGUAGCAACUCACCGGCGCCAAAAAGGUAUGGACGCUAUCGCUCGUUGAAAUCGCCCGCUACGCAAAUGAAUAAAAUCGACGAAAUACUACGUUCCGCCUAUAAUGAAAAAGCCGGCGGUAAUAGUGACAUACUAGACCUAGACAAUCUAAAUUCUAGCGCCUGCAAGGAUGACUCGGACAACACGGAUCUAUAUUCUGCCGACGAUACAAACGGCACCACUACAACCGACAACGAAGAUAUUGAAUUGGAACAUAAUUCUACAUCCAAUAAACGUUCACUUAUCAGAAAUCGCCUGCUGAAUAAGUUAGCAGCACAACAGGAACAUUUGAAAAAGAUCGAGGACAAAUUAACCAACGAAUUGAAUACACCAAAACCCGAAACAUUUCGUAUACACUUGCCAGAAGUGAAGGAGCUGCGCGUUGUAGAGGGUGAACACAAGUUGAAAACCAAAUUUAUUGAUCACUUGGUGUUGGCGCAUUCGAAUGUACCGCUUACGGCCCUCACAAGCAUAACGGAGGCAUUCUUUUUGAAGGAAAUACACGAUGAAAUGGAAAAUAUGCGCGUGACAAAGCUAUAUCGCAUACAAGCUUACGCCUGGCCACACUUGCUACGCGGUAAUUCAAUGUUCGUCGUAAACCCACACAAAUCGGGCAAAACAUGGAGUUAUUUGCCGGCCAUUUGUAGUCUCGUUGCUUAUCGCAUACAAAGUUGUCGCAUUGCCGAGACUUUCGGACCGGUCGCCAUCAUACUGCUACCGACCUCCGCACAUGUCGAAGUUGUGCAUAAUUAUUGCAAACGUUUAUUGUUAGGCGUGCGUCCGGCAGUGACCACGGUUGCUUCGUAUGGUGUACGGAAUGCGAAUGAUGCUAAAAUACAAUUGCUCAAUAGUUGUGGCAUACUGGUGGCAACGCCGGCUAGUUUGCUGCGUUUGUUGCGUGAUAAUGAGAAGGAGCCGUUGCUUGAUAUGGAGCGGUUGAAGCAUUUGGUCAUCGAUGAUUUAGAUUUAAUGCUCUCUCGUUCGCAGAACGAUAUCGAAUUGGUAUUGAAGACCUUAUUUAAACUAUCCAAACGCAGUAAGGACACUGCACUGCCCUGGCAACUGAUAGUUACAUCACGCGAUUGGGACUCCCUGCUUGUGGCGCUUAUGCGUAAGUCAAAUCAACCACUACUUUUGAUUGGUGAUUUUCUCGAAGCUGCCGUUUAUGGCAGAGUCAUGAUAUCGAUCAAGCUCUGCCCGAGCGAGCGCAAGAUAACCACAAUUCUGGAAUUCAUCGAACAGUAUUCGCUCGAAAACGAACGCAUACUGGUGCUGUGCAACAGCGAUGAUGAUGUCUAUGAGGUUGUGGACGGGUUAACCACUUCGGCGCAUGUCUGCAUUGCCUACGACAAUCACGCGUCAGCCGAUGUGCGCACAAUUAUCGAGGAGUGGCGCAAGAAGAAGGUUAUGUCAUCACGCAUACUAGUGUGCGCCGACUCUUCCUUUCCGGAGCUGCAAAUACAGAAUGUCUCACAUGUCAUACACUAUUCAAUGCCCACAUCUUGGACUAAAUUCACAGCGCGUUUUUCUGCUUUAGCUCAGACCUAUGACAACUAUGUGAGCACAAAUUUCGAAAUUCCCACUGGCUUGGACCGCCCCACCGCGCGCUCACUAAUACUGCUUGAUGAGGAGAACAGCAUACAAUUACCGCGUUUAAUGGAUUUUAUGAAAAAGCACGAUCAAUUGAAAUUUAUACACGCCGACAUUUUAGCUGUAUCCAAGCGCGUUUUGGUCGAACGCGAGGAAGCGCGCAUAUUACAAGGCACACGCAUGUGUCCUUUUGUCUUGGAGUUCGGGGAAUGUGAUGAACCGCGUUGUGAAUUUCGACAUAACCUCACACGUUUCGAUGCGGUUGCCAAAAAGGAUAAAAUACCGACCGACGGCGAUAUGCGCAUACUCAUACUGAAGGUCUUUUCACCCACCCACUACGCUGCACGUCUACUACAACAACGUACAACCAACUCUAAUAAAUGGCAGGAUAUCCGACGCUCGCCGGAAGUCUGCAAUUUUAGCAUGCAGUUGAAUUUGCAUUAUAUGAAGCAGGAAAAUUGGAAUCUGCUCUGGCCGCUACACAUCGGUGAUUUGUGCAUCUACAAAUACGCCGAGACAUAUCAACGCGCGCGUAUACUUGAGUUGCCUGAUGUACCAAACACUGCUAUUAUUAAGGUGAUAAAGCUUACGCUCAAGCUGAUCGAUGAAGGCAGCAUUAUAUCGAGCGUUAAAUCGGAUGAACUCUACGUAUGUGCUGACAAAUUCAAAGAUUUUCCUGCGCAAGCCAUAAAUAUACGUCUAACGGGAGUCGUGCCGUUCGACAACGAACGUACCUGGGAUACCAAGGCCACUAAAACGGUGCAGAAAUGGAUUAUGACCGAUAUAAAGCAGAAUGAAUGUGUGCAUGUGAGCAUUAACUUCACGUUAAUCGAUACCAUUUGGGUGAACAAUGUGAUAGUGAUGGAGCAACUCGAACAAGUGGGCCAAUAUGUGUACCGUGUGAACUUGAAACGCUCAUUGAUGGAGAAAAAUAUAGCCGAUGUGGGUGAUAGUAAGAAACAGGGUAUACGCGAAAUAGCUGAGGAGUUGGGAUUGCUUGCGUAUGACGACGAAUCGGACAUGCUCAGUGACUCUGAGGGUGAAUUUAAAAGCUUCAGUGAGAAUGACACAAGUAAUCUUAUGAUAUUUUCCUCGAACGAUAACACCGCCGAAAGUGAGAAGCUGCAGCAGGUGGAAAGGCAUGCAACAGAAACUCAAGAAGUGGCGGAAUCAAAUUCGCUAAUAAAAUUCGAUGACGACAAUGACAAUGUGGAAGAUUGGGAUGCUCAGUUGAAUGAUAAUGCUAAUAACGCUAAAGAGAUUUAUUUACCACUACAAGCAACAAUUAAGAUCGAAACAGACGAAGCCUCCACAAUAACAACACAGGAGACAAAAACGGACGACAAAAUUAUUUCAACGGACAUACCAACCUCUACAAACGGCAAGGAAGCUUGGCUGGAAUUGCCUUUAGAGCAAAUUGUAAAAGUGGAAAUUGGUAGCGAGGACGAAAAUGGCAAUUGGAGCGAUAUUUACUUGCAACACAUCGAUAGCGAACUAUUGGAUAAAUUCGAUGAACUGCUACUGCUAAUUAAUAAACACAUUGCUAAAUUGAAACGCAACCCGGCAAUGCCAUUCCCCGCCUCAUGGUUCAAACCAAUGCAGAAUUGUAUAAUACAUUAUGAUGACCGUUAUUUACGCGCCAAAUUGUAUGGUAUUUUCAGCAAUAAGACAACAACUAAUGUAGCGCCAUCAACAAUUUACCGUUUCUUUUUGUGUGAUUACGCAUGUUUCGUAAUGGCUACAUCGGAUGAGUUGUACAAAGAUUUCCUAUAUCCCACCACCCAAGAAAUUGUGGAGUUCACGCCGUAUCAAGCCGUACACUGCCGGCUAGCUGGCAUACAUUUCAAUAAAUUCGCAAAAGGCUAUAAAGUCACCAAAGAUUAUCUUUUCGCUUAUGCUGUGAAAGCGAGCGGCUGUGCCUUAACGUCAGCUAUCGCCGAUUUCAAUAUAAAUUCUUAUGAAAUACUGUUGUAUGAAAAUGAAACGGAAGAAAAUUUGCAAACGAUAGAAUUGUUCAAUAAUAAAUUAAUAGAAAAUGGUGUUGCCACUGUGGAUGAGUCAGCCAAAGAUAUGCUGCAAAAGGAUGUAGCAGUGCCUAAGACACCUAAGGAUUUGUGUAAUUUUGAUGAACUGCUACAAUGCAUACAACGUUCCUUUGAGUUAGAAAUGUGUGAGUUAAAUGACGCGAGUACUAUAACGCCGCUACAGGCAAUUGAACCGCCUUUACAAGAGGCGACGGAAAGUGUUGACAAGCUUCCACCGAUCACAAAUAAACCGCUCGGUUAUAAAAAAUUAAAAUCAAGAUCCACACCGAACUCAAGUGGCAAUGAAGAAGAGCAAUUACUACCGUCCAGCAAAACAUCAAGCAGCAGCGAUAACAGUCGUGCACUCAACUUAACCUCGACCACCUUGGACACAACAUCUUCGUCCACAAACUCUUUACCGCCACCACCUGCUCUACAGGCGAAACACAAACGUCCACAACUCUCCUGGUACGAUACAGACUGUUUCAUUUAUCUCGUUAUACAUGCGCCCGAUGUUGCUGACUAUUAUCUCGAAGUUACAGUAGAUACAUUGAUAUUCGCUGCCAAUAUACAAGAUGUGCCACAUGCGUUAGUGCUCAAUUUGCUUGGUAUAGUUGAGCCUUCUCUAGUUUCACAUGAAAUACGCGGUCUAAAUGUGCUUGUGCGCUUGGUUAAGGGUGUUUUUAUGAAAUGGCCACGUUUGUUGCAACAAACUUUGCGUUAUCCUUGGCUCACGUACAACUUGAAUGCGUUAGAUUUGUCAGAAGUUGAGAAGUUGCUGCCGCAACAGCAAUUGGAAAUGAUACUACAAAAGACAGCAGCACUAAACCACAAUGACAGUUAUAGUAGCGAUGAGGAUUCUGAUGACGAGCGCAAUUUAUUCCAAACGUAUACGCCCAUAGUUAAUAGUGAGGACCUACACGAUCCUACUACGGAGCUGCUUUGAAAGCGGGUCUCUGUGAAUUUCAAGCCAUAUAAAUAUGGUUGCUUGUUUGUUGGCCUAGGAGUGACUUUAAUCGCGCUCAAAUGGCACACCGUGCACUUACCUAAAUUUUAAACAUU
Messenger RNA from Bactrocera tryoni, 7124 nucleotides. RefSeq names its product putative ATP-dependent RNA helicase SoYb. The record is from RefSeq and is a predicted model, not a curated record. Gene Ontology annotation, biological process: transposable element silencing; germ-line stem cell division. The transcript has 10 exons. Lineage: Eukaryota; Metazoa; Arthropoda; Insecta; Diptera; Tephritidae. Gene Ontology annotation, molecular function: metal ion binding; ATP binding; nucleic acid binding. Bases 151 to 7008 code for a protein of 2285 amino acids.